Messenger RNA from Cyprinodon variegatus (sheepshead minnow), 2035 nucleotides. It is a transcript of the gene rft1, whose product is annotated as RFT1 homolog. The record is from RefSeq and is a predicted model, not a curated record. Gene Ontology annotation, biological process: glycolipid translocation; dolichol-linked oligosaccharide biosynthetic process. Gene Ontology annotation, cellular component: endoplasmic reticulum membrane. The coding region runs from base 115 to 1740 and encodes 541 amino acids. NCBI's taxonomy places the organism in Eukaryota, Metazoa, Chordata, Actinopteri, Cyprinodontiformes, Cyprinodontidae. The transcript is spliced from 10 exons.
AAGUAAUUCUACUCAGGUUGUAUGAGCUGUUCUAAUCAGUGAGUAAAGGAUGUUUUUCCAUCCUAAAAACACUCGGGUUCCUCAUUGACAUAAAAACAGACCGAAGGUUUCAAAAUGAGCACCCAGGAUAUCCUGAAGAAUGCGUCCACUUUGGCCUCGUAUAACGUGUUGCUACAGGUGAUGUUCCGCGUCCUCACCUUCCUCCUGAACGCUUUCACGCUGAGAUUCGUCUCCAAAGAGCUGAUCGGGGUGGUGAACGUCAGGCUCACGUUGUUAUAUUCCACGCUAGUGUUUUUAUCCAGAGAGGCUUUCAGGAGAGCCUGUCUGAGUGGAGAAUCAGGGACAAACCGCAGCUGGAGACAAGUCAUCAACCUCCUAUGGCUGACAGUUCCUCUCGGUGUGUUUUGGGCCAUUCUUCUUGGAUGUGUGUGGCUGUGGCUCCUGGAGGUGCCAGAUGCCCAGACGGUCCCUCACUAUGGUCCUUCUGUGGUGCUGUUUGCCUUCUCAGGAGUGCAGGAGCUCCUGGCUGAGCCCCUCUGGGUCUUGGCUCAAGCGCACAUGUUUGUGCGACUGAAAGUGAUCGCUGAGAGCUUAGCGAUGGUCGCCAAGUGCAGUGUCACCGUGGUGUUGGUGGUAUUCGCACGCGAUUGGGGUCUUUACAUAUUCUCUGCUGCCCAUUUGGUGUACACAGGAUUUCUUGUGGUGUGCUACGUGGUUUACUUCAUUCAUUUCUUGGGGUCCAAAGAAGCAGAAAAGAAGAAAUUUCCUCUGCAGCACGUCAGGGAUCUGUUGCCUUGCAAAGCUAAAGGAGAGCCACUCGUAGACUGGACCGUGGCCCGGCUCACGUGGAGCUUUUUCAAGCAGUCCUUCCUCAAGCAGAUCCUGACAGAGGGGGAGCGCUACGUCAUGACCUUUCUGAACGUCCUCAGUUUUGGCGACCAGGGUAUCUAUGAUAUUGUAAACAACCUGGGCUCCAUGGUGGCUCGCUUCAUCUUCCUGCCCAUCGAGGAGAGCUUCUACAUCUUCUUUGCCAAAGUGUUAGAGAGAGGACGGGAUAUAGAAAGUCAGAAAAAGGAAGAUGUAGCGAUUGCAGCAGAGGUCCUUGAGUGUUUGAUGAAGCUGGUACUGGUGAUCGGAUUGAUCAUCACCGUAUUUGGAUAUGCAUACUCUCACCUGGCUCUGGAUCUUUAUGGUGGCGCUCUUUUAAGCAGUGGAUCUGGACCUGGUUUGCUGCGAUGCUACAGCUGCUAUGUUCUCCUACUGGCUGUGAACGGUGUAACAGAGUGCUUUGUAUUCGCUGCCAUGAGCCAACAGGAAGUCGACAAGUAUAACCUGGUCAUGCUGGCUUUGUCUGUGUCCUUCCUCGUCCUGUCCUACAUGCUGACAUGGUGGGCCGGCGGCGUUGGCUUCAUACUGGCAAACUGCCUCAACAUGGCCCUACGGAUCUCCCACAGCCUGCUCUUCAUUCACCACUACUUCCAGUUCAGUCAGUGGAAACCUCUGCGAGGCCUUUUGCCUUCCCCGCUCCUGCUGGUGGUGCUUAUCCUGAGCGCUGUGGUUACAGCAGUUUCUGAGGCUGCUUUCUGCUGCAACGGCGGCUGGCUGCUCAGGAUGCUCCAUAUCUGUGUGGGAGGAGUUUGUUUGCUUUUCGUCCUGGUGGCUGUUCUUUUCACAGAGACUCGGCUUGUUCAGUUUGUGAGGACACAGCUGCUGCCCCGUUACAGAAAGAAACACACUUAAUCACACAAGAAACUGCUGCGGAUGGGAAACACAAGGAGAUUAGAAACUGGAUAUCAGUUACUGCCAAACAGACAUAAAGAGGACGGGAAGUUUAUUUUAAUGUAAUUGUUAUUUUUUACUCUAAAACAUUCCUGUUUGAAAUGUAUUAAAAACAUUAUUUUUGUUUUAGGAUCUAUGUAUGAAUGGAAACAACGAACGUACUUGAAAAAUACUGCUGAUUUCUGUUACCAACCUUUUUUGCACAGAUUAAACAAAACAAUGUAACUGGGAUGAAAUUGUAUAAAUGUUCAAGAGU